Messenger RNA from Limulus polyphemus (Atlantic horseshoe crab), 2025 nucleotides. RefSeq names its product rab GDP dissociation inhibitor beta-like (gene Gdi). Gene Ontology annotation, molecular function: Rab GDP-dissociation inhibitor activity. Gene Ontology annotation, cellular component: cytoplasm. NCBI's taxonomy places the organism in Eukaryota, Metazoa, Arthropoda, Merostomata, Xiphosura, Limulidae. The coding region runs from base 148 to 1476 and encodes 442 amino acids. The transcript is spliced from 10 exons. The record is from RefSeq and is a predicted model, not a curated record. Gene Ontology annotation, biological process: vesicle-mediated transport; protein transport; small GTPase-mediated signal transduction.
AAACAUUGGUUUGGUUAGCGACUCAGCGGUUGAAAGUGUUACGUUGAGGUGUGGGAAGUAUUAGUGGGUGGAAAUCUGGGGAUACCGGUAUAAAAGUUAUUGGUAAUUUUUUUAUUACAGUUAAGUUUCAGUCUUCAUUUUGCAAAUAUGGAUGAAGAGUACGACGUAAUUGUAUUAGGAACCGGUUUAAAGGAAUGUAUUUUGAGUGGAAUGCUUUCUGUAAGUGGAAAGAAAGUGUUGCAUAUGGAUAGGAAUAAGUAUUAUGGAGGUGAAAGUGCAUCAAUUACCCCAUUAGAAGAACUUUUUGAAAAAUUCAAUAUGCCUGUCAUUCAUCUGGAGGAAUAUGGGAGAUCAAGAGACUGGAAUGUUGAUCUUAUACCAAAGUUUCUGAUGGCUAAUGGCCAGCUGGUGAAGUUACUUAUCCAUACAGGAGUAACUCGCUACUUAGAAUUCAAAUCAGUGGAAGGUAGUUAUGUGUAUAAAGGAGGAAAGAUUUCAAAGGUUCCUGCAGAUGAGAAAGAAGCUUUAGCUUCAAGCUUGAUGGGCAUGUUUGAGAAGAGGAGAUUCCGUAAUUUCCUGGUAUACAUUCAGGAUUUCAACUUGAAUGAUCCCAAGACCUGGAAGGAUGUUGAUCCCAAACAAACGACUGCAGCUCAGCUAUAUGACAAGUUUGGUUUGGAUAAAGAUACUGCCGAUUUCACGGGUCAUGCCUUGGCUUUAUACAGGGAUGAUGAGUACCUUAACAAGCCUUGCUUAGAGAUUAUUGAGAGAAUCAAACUUUACAGUGAUUCUCUUGCUCGAUAUGGGAAAAGUCCUUAUCUUUAUCCACUCUAUGGACUGGGAGAGUUACCACAAGGUUUUGCAAGGUUAAGUGCUAUUUAUGGAGGUACGUACAUGUUGGACAAACCAAUUGAUGAAAUAGUAAUGGAAAAUGGAAAAGUUGUUGGUGUUCGUUCUGGAAAUGAAACUGCAAAAUGUAAACAAGUUUACUGUGACCCAUCAUAUGUUCCUGAUAGGGUAGAAAAAGUAGGCCAGGUAAUUAGGUGCAUUUGUUUGAUGAACCAUCCAAUCCCUAACACUAAGGAUGCUUUAUCUUGUCAGAUUAUUAUUCCCCAGAAACAAGUUGGCCGUCAUUCAGAUAUCUAUGUGUCAAUGGUUUCAUACACACAUCAAGUAGCAGCAAAAGGCUGGUUUGUAGCUAUGGUUAGCACUGCAGUGGAGACCCCUAACCCUGAAGAAGAAAUCAAGCCAGGACUUGACCUACUGGGUCCCAUUAAGCAGAAGUUUAUAUGGGUUAGUGAUGUUUAUCAACCCAAAGAUGAUGGACAAGCAAAUCAAGUGUUCAUCUCUGAAACCUUUGAUGCAACAACCCAUUUUGAGACCACAUGCUUGGAUGUUUUGGAUAUUUUCCGCAGAGGAACAGGGGAAGAUUUUGAUUUCUCUAAAGUACACCAUACUCUAGAAGAGCAAGAAUGAAAACAUUGAAGUUUUUCAGCUUUUUCAGGGUAUCUUUCUCUGCUUCAUUGUUUUUGUAUACCUUAAGUCUGUGAAAGGAGCUCAUCACUCUGAGAAAGUGUCCCAGGAGCUGACUUUGAACCAUCAUGUGGACGGCAACUUGUACAACACUGUAUGCUCGCAGUUGUUACUGCCACUUUCGUGUCUAGGGAAUCUAGUGAUGUUUGGGUCAUGUUGUAAUGUAGAACCAGUUGUUUUGUGUACAGUAUUUCAGCUUGUAAUUUUGCAGUCCUGUUGUCAGAAAAAAAAUAAAAUAUUGUGCAAGUAUCACUUUAAUUCUAUGUCUGAGCAUGUAGUAGUGUAAACCAAAUGUUAAAAAGGUAAGCUAUUCACCUAACAUUAAUUAAUUUGUAUUAUUAAGCCUUUUUUUUUCUUUUCUUUUUGCUGAAGUGUAAUAUUGAAACCAUGACCAUUCCAAUUUUUACCACAGCUGGGCUGUAUCUUUAUCUUGGUUCACUGCAGCACUAAUGUACUUUGAAAUUUUCUGAAAUAAAAUACUGGGUUCCCUGA